Messenger RNA from Cavia porcellus (domestic guinea pig), 2596 nucleotides. It is a transcript of the gene Otp, whose product is annotated as orthopedia homeobox. Gene Ontology annotation, molecular function: DNA binding; DNA-binding transcription factor activity, RNA polymerase II-specific. The record is from RefSeq and is a predicted model, not a curated record. Bases 446 to 1423 code for a protein of 325 amino acids. Gene Ontology annotation, biological process: regulation of DNA-templated transcription; neuron differentiation. The transcript is spliced from 3 exons. Lineage: Eukaryota; Metazoa; Chordata; Mammalia; Rodentia; Caviidae.
UGAGAAGCCGGCAGGGCAGGACCUGGGGAAGGCAGGGUGUGCCGGGGAGCAGCCGGGGAAGCACUUGCGGGCCCGCCCGGAGGGCGAGACGCCGCCGCUGCUCUGUUGCUCCAGGGGCUGAGGCUGCCAGGGCUGCGGCCGCCGCCUCCUCCGGGCGGGCGGGCGGAGUGGGGGACUCUCCAGGCGCUGACAUUUGCAGGCUGCCCUCCUGAUUGGUCCCCUCGCCGAGCUGCUCACGGGUUCAUUCAACUGUUAAGCACCUCCCCGUCUCUCUAAAGGACAUUAUAAUGCAAGAAGCCCCCUUUUUAACCACAAACCGAAUUUUCUUUCAUUUAGGUGAUCUAUAUAUAUCUAUAUCGCAUAGCUUAUAGCUUAUAUCUAUUUUAAAUAACUUAAAGCCGCUAAAAUUUGGGGGGGAACAGCUUUCGCCCUGGAGCGGUGCGCGAUGCUGUCUCACGCCGACCUCCUGGACGCCAGGCUAGGUAUGAAAGAUGCCGCCGAGCUGCUGGGCCACCGGGAGGCGGUGAAGUGUAGGUUGGGCGUGGGGGGCUCGGACCCCGGGGGUCAUCCAGGGGACCUGGCGCCCAACACGGACCCAGUCGAGGGAGCCACUUUGCUGCCCGGAGAGGACAUCACCACCGUGGGCUCCACUCCGGCUUCUCUGGCCGUAAGCGCCAAAGACCCAGACAAGCAGCCCGGGCCCCAAGGUGGCCCGAACCCCAACCAAGCCGGCCAGCAGCAGGGCCAGCAGAAGCAGAAGCGCCACAGGACGCGCUUCACCCCCGCGCAGCUCAACGAGUUGGAGAGGAGCUUCGCCAAGACCCACUACCCCGAUAUCUUCAUGCGCGAGGAGCUGGCGCUGCGAAUCGGGCUGACCGAGUCGCGAGUGCAGGUCUGGUUCCAGAACCGGCGCGCCAAGUGGAAGAAGCGCAAGAAGACCACCAACGUGUUCCGCGCGCCUGGCACGCUGCUACCCACGCCAGGCCUGCCUCAGUUUCCCUCCGCCGCGGCCGCCGCGGCCGCCGCCAUGGGUGACAGCCUAUGCUCCUUCCACGCAAACGACACCCGCUGGGCGGCGGCCGCCAUGCCUGGCGUGUCGCAGCUGCCGCUGCCUCCGGCGCUGGGCAGGCAGCAGGCCAUGGCGCAGUCGCUGUCGCAGUGCAGCCUGGCAGCCGGGCCGCCGCCCAACUCCAUGGGGCUGUCCAACAGCUUGGCGGGCUCCAACGGCGCCGGGCUGCAGUCGCACCUCUACCAGCCCGCCUUCCCCGGCAUGGUGCCCGCCUCCCUCCCCGGCCCCAGCAACGUGUCGGGGUCGCCCCAGCUCUGCAGCUCCCCGGACAGCAGCGACGUGUGGCGGGGCACGAGCAUCGCCUCCCUCCGCCGCAAGGCGUUAGAGCACACAGUCUCCAUGAGCUUCACCUAAUGCAGUGCGACCCCCAGCCCGCGCAACCCCCGCACCCCACGCACCCCAGCCCGGGCGGCCCGCGGACCCCGCACCCGCCCCGUCCAGUCCUGUCCAACCCCGCCCCCGCGCGCCCGCCUCGCCCGCCCGCGCCCCUCGGCCCCUCGCGCGUCCCGCCUCGCCCUCCGCCCGCGGCCGGCAGGCAGAAAGCAUCCUUCCCGCCAUUCUACUUACCAGGGAGUCGACUCAGGAUCUGAAAUCAGACACCAAUGGACUGGCUCGUGGGCAGAACACACACUCUCACUCUCGCUCACGCUCAGACACCACACGCGCGCGCGCACACGCAUCCACUGUGCACCUCGGUCACACACGGACGUGUUCACGGGACAGCACAAGGUUAGGGACUUUGUGGUAAGGAACAAGCAUCUGCUAUCGACAGCCUCAUCCGAGGGCCCCACUGAGAGGAUGGACCCAUCCUGGACUCUCGCUCUGGCCCCUUUCUUUCCUCCCCGCUACCCUGCCCUCGCCCAGCCCCAGGCACAUGCCCUCUAUUGGCUUGCAAAACGCCGCUUUCUUCGGUCUUAGUUUUGUCUGAGGGCGUAGAAGGGGAGCUUUCUCAGGAGGAACACGCCAGUGCUCUGGUGGCUGGAGUAGAUUAAAGCAGUUAAGCGAUGAAGCAGAGUGAUCUUACCCAUUUUGAUAAGUCUUUCUAAGGAGGAAUAAAAUUAACACGUAAGCAAAUUUUCCUUUUGUAAAAAAAGCAGAAGCCACAUCUCUUUUCUGGAUCCUUCAGGACUGGGAUUUGUUUGCUUCCUUUUCCGUUUCUCUUCUCGCUGCUCUGUGCCCUUGGUUACUUUGUGGUCGUCCGUCCUGUGGUCCUCGUGCCCGGCGGCCGCCUACCGGCCGCCCAUGGGCGCGCGCGGACACCUGCAACCCUCCAACUUUGUACAGAGAAACACAAUCAGCUCUUUCUGCAUGUGCUGGUCAAAUCCCAACCCAGAGAACAGAAGCGCUAAGAAUGAACAAACAUGUGAAAUAGGAUGUUUUGUGUAGAUAAAGCAUUCUUGUUACAUACUGGUCAAUUUGUGAUAUGUUUUAACUUACUGUCUGUGCUUAUUUAUGGAAUUUGGUUUUCUUAAUAAAUGUUUGAGCUAAUACAAAGCAUAUUAUUUGACCAUUCCGGACAAUUUUAAA